Molecule: messenger RNA, 722 nt
Organism: Argentina anserina (silverweed cinquefoil)
Lineage: Eukaryota; Viridiplantae; Streptophyta; Magnoliopsida; Rosales; Rosaceae
Product: 60S ribosomal protein L14-2-like
Exons: 5
Coding region: 123-524 (133 amino acids)
Biological process (GO): translation; ribosomal large subunit biogenesis
Cellular component (GO): cytosolic large ribosomal subunit; ribosome
Molecular function (GO): RNA binding; structural constituent of ribosome
Source: RefSeq, a predicted model, not a curated record
CCUUACAAAAAGAGAGCCUCAAAACAAAAACCCUAACUCCUCCCCCAUUUGGUACUCCUUGCUGCUCCUCCGCCUCCUUCUUCCUCAAACACUCUCACACACCUCAACCCCAAACCCCAACAAUGCCUUUCAAGAGGUACGUGGAGAUCGGAAGGGUGGCCCUCGUCAACUACGGCGAGGACUACGGCAAGCUCGUCGUCAUCGUCGACGUCAUCGACCAGAACAGAGCUCUUGUGGAUGCCCCUGAUAUGGUGAGGUCUCAGAUGAACUUCAAGAGGUUGUCUCUCACUGACAUUAAAAUUGACAUCAAGAGGGUCCCCAAGAAGAAGGAAUUGCUUGCGGCAAUGGAUGCUGCUGAUGUGAAGAAGAAGUGGGAAAGUAGCUCAUGGGGCAGAAAGCUUAUUGUUCAGAAGAGAAGGGCAAGUCUCAAUGACUUUGAUCGCUUCAAGCUUAUGUUGGCUAAGAUCAAGAGGGCUGGCCUGGUCAAGAGUGAGCUUGCAAAACUGAAGAAGCAGAGUGCUUAGGCAAUAUCUGAUGUUAGGUUUACAAUUUUGUAAUGGAUUUUCUUCUAAACUUUGGUUUGUAAUCUCUUCCUUCUAUCAAAUUCUAAUUUUUUUCAGUACUGGUGAGAAGUUGCGAACCUUGUUAUUUUUGGGUCAUGAUUACGGUUUACUGAAAGUUGUUAUUUUAGACAAAACUAUUUAUGCAGUUUACUUUGCCAA